UAUUUCAUUAUUACUUUAUUUGCAGACCAUUGAAAUGGCCAAAGAAUUUAAGAGCAAAAUAGAAGAAUGCCAAGAAAAGUUAAGAAAUUUAGAAGGCAAGGCAUGUACGUCAACAAGCGCCUCUGCCUCUGUUGUCAUCCCUCAGGCUAUUGAGCCUACACAAGAGCAUGAGGAUGAAGUGGAAGAUGAGGAUGAGGAGGACGACGAUGAAGAUGAAGAUGAUGACGACGACGAUGAUUAUGAAGAUGAUGACAAUGAUGAGGAGGAAGAUGGGGAAGAAAAUGUAAUAAUUUUUAAUAAGAGAUGCACUUUGGACAAAAAGGAAAAUGAUAACUGGAUGAGACUAGGCAUGGGAGAAUUGCGCGUCAAGUACGAUGACGACGUCUAUGGCGCUUGUAUCACCAUGACUUCAGACAAGGGCGAGACUUUGGCUGAACAUUUCAUCGCCAUACAGACUACAAUGCACAAAGAGGGUAAUGCAGCCACUUGGACAGUGUUGAACUUAAAACCCGAACCAUCUGUUACCACCACGUUUAGGGCUGUUUUCUCAUCCUCGCAAGCUUUGGAAGAAUUUGCAACAGCUUUCUGUGAGGGUAAAGAAUAUGCGGAAAAUGCUGGAAUUAGGGAACGGCACAGUGAAACUUGUGUGGAAGUUGCCCCCGAUAUAAACUAUUACAGUGAUGGUGCAGAUGAACAAGGGGUGGCAAAGGAGCAGCAGCUGUCUCUGUCAGUUAAAGGUCAGAUGGGGACGAAAUCCCUUCCAUUGAACAUGGGAUAUUUGACCUCUUGUGAUCCCAAUUUAACUCGAGACAUUGCCACUGCCCUUCAGGAGUACUUUCCAGCACCGAACUCUGGAUGUGAUGAAGAAUAACCUCGAGUCUAUCUAGUACGAGAUAAGGAGGAAAAGGAAGAUGAUAUUUUUGAAGCCCAGAAAAGUUACUGAAUAUUGAGUACUUCCCUGUAAUCUGUGUUAUCUUUGAAUUAUUAUAUAAAUGUGUAUAUAUAUAUAUAUUUUGUUUUUCCUAAGAAACAUUUUAAGCACAAAUGUGGCUACUUUAGUGUUGCAGUGGCAGAUUCAAGCUAAGUUAAUGCUUAAAUAAAUGGUAAUAUUACUUGUCAAAUAAGGAUUGAACAUUUUGAGGCUUGAACUUGGCAAUACCUUCGGUCAUUAUUGUAAAGCUGUGAUUGAUAAGUGAUUUUGAUUUCCUGGCUUUGUGAUUGUUAAUUUUAUCAGCAUCACCUUGUAUGGUAUGGCAAAUCCUUCCAUUAAUAUCUAGAAUGAUACUUUAAUCUUUAAGAAUUUGAUGUUAAGAGGAAAGUGUUGUGUAUCCUGAAUAUUAAACCCGUACCCAAGUAUAUGACAAAUGUAUGCUUUUUUAUUUCAUAGAAAUGGGCUAUGUGAAGCCAUGAUGGAUUAACAGGCUCAUGUUAUUUUUUUUAUCUCUUUUUAAGUUUAGCUAUAGUGAAACCUUUUUCCUUGCGUUUCUGUCUUAAUAUGUUGGUACAAAUGUGACACGUGUGAUGGCUCUGAAGGUCAGGUAAUGCUCUGUGUUCAUAAUAUGAUUGUUUCCUCUGAAUGGUUUUGGACACUGUAGCUAGUACCUGUGUUUCAGAGUUUCAUAUUGUUGCAAACAGAAACUUUUCUGAAUAAUAAACCUAUCCCACCUUAAAA
Molecule: messenger RNA, 1672 nt
Organism: Procambarus clarkii (red swamp crayfish)
Lineage: Eukaryota; Metazoa; Arthropoda; Malacostraca; Decapoda; Cambaridae
Source: RefSeq, a predicted model, not a curated record